Molecule: messenger RNA, 3102 nt
Organism: Diorhabda sublineata
Lineage: Eukaryota; Metazoa; Arthropoda; Insecta; Coleoptera; Chrysomelidae
Gene: Art8
Exons: 5
Coding region: 243-1274 (343 amino acids)
Biological process (GO): peptidyl-arginine methylation
Cellular component (GO): nucleus
Molecular function (GO): protein-arginine N-methyltransferase activity
Source: RefSeq, a predicted model, not a curated record
GAACAAAACCUAGUAUUGCUAAAUUUUUUAACAUUAAAUUAGCACAUCUAUAUCUAUAUCUAUAGUACAGAAUUAGAAUAUUUAAUUCUGUGAUUAAUAUGAAAAAUUAAAAAGCUACCUAUGCACAUUUAAAAUGUGCUAGAUAACCUUGGUUUUGUCUGAGAUUAAUCUGGGGUUAGGUUUAUUAUACCUCUUAAUUUUCUUACAUGUAUGUUUAGGUUAAAUAAGUUUAUUUACGAAAUAUGGAAAGUGGUGAAUAUUUCGAAAGUUAUGAGGAUAUAAAGAUCCAUCGAUUGAUGUUGGAAGAUUCUGCCCGGAACUCUGCAUAUAAAGAAGCAAUUUUAAAUAACAAACAUGAAUUUAUGGGUAAGGUAGUUCUAGAUGUUGGUGCAGGAACUGGUAUUUUAUCAGUGUUUUGUGCUCAGGCAGGCGCAAAGACAGUAUAUGCAGUUGAAGCUAGUGAUAUUUAUAAAAUUGCCGAGGAAAUUGUAAAAGAAAACAAAUUUGAGAAUAUUAUUAAGGUUAUACAUUCAAAAGUUGAAGAUGCAGUACUUCCUGAAAAAGUUGAUAUCAUAGUUUCAGAGUGGAUGGGAUUUUAUUUACUACAUGAAUCUAUGUUAGACUCUGUUAUAAUAGCUAGAGACAGAUAUUUGAAACCCGGUGGUCUUAUGUUCCCAGAGUCUGCAACAUUGUAUGCAACACCUUGCAGCGUGCCAUCCAUGAACUGCUUCUGGGAUAACGUUAAUGGAGUUAAAAUGUCUUCUUUGGGCUCCAAAUUAAGACAACAGGCUCAUCAAAAACCACUUUGCGAAUCGUUAGAUCCAGAAUAUAUACUUUCUGAAUCGGAUACUGUGCUAUGGAUACACUUACAAGAUCUUACUUUAGAAGAAGUUAAAUAUAUUGAAUCAAAUCACAUAGCAGUUGCAAGAAAAAAAGGAAAAUAUGAAGGUAUAUGUCUGUGGUUUUCUUGUACGUUUCCAUCUAAAACUACGGAACCAGUGGAACUUUCGACGGAACCUGGAGAACCUAUAACUCAUUGGAAACAAACUAUUAUUGUUUUACCAUUAAGUCUAGAUGUCGAAGAGGGAAGUCCUGUGGCAUAUAGUUUAGUCCUUAAAAGAUCAAGUGAAAACAAUAGAAUAUAUAAUAUAGAAGUUACGAUGCUGGAUCCAUCUGAAGUGGAACAUCCUGAAUACUGCUUGUGUCACAUGACUAAGUGCAUUUUAGUUCGUAAAAUGUUUGAAAAGUAUGAAAUAGAAAAUAGUAAAAAAUAAAUAUUUGGUUGUUUUAGUUUGUGAACUAUUACAUUUAAUCUAUCAAGUUUAUUAUAGGUUUAAGUUAUGCGAUAUGAUAUGAUUGGAAAGACUUUUAUUUAAUUUAAAACUGUUAGAAAGUAUUGAAAACCGUUAACCAUAAAAUUUACUUUUUUCGAAAUCGGCAGUGAAGUGAAACAUUAAUGCUGAUUGGUCGACAGAAAUCGCCAGUUAAAUCGCUUUCUAUAUCCCAGGCACUGAAGUAACUAAAUUGUCAUCUGCUUCAUGUUUGACAGCAGUCAACCAGCUUACAACCUUUCAACAUUACAAACAUGGGCAUAAACUCAGUAUUUUGAUUGGGGGGGGAGGCAAGAUUUAAAAUAAGGCAAAAAUAUGUUAUAAUAAAAUACUUUCAAAUCUACAAUCAGCAUAGAAAGACGUGGAUUGUGACCAUAUAACUCACAAAUAAAAAUAUUCUUGGCUAAUCAUAUAAAGUAAUGUUGAGGAAGUUAGAAUGAUACUACUUAAAUAAAAUUGGGUCGCUUCUCUCGGCGUGAACUAAAUUCAUUAAUAACCUUUGGAAUGUCAAUGUCUUUGUUUCUUUAUAUGGCUAAAAGAGCAAGAGAUGACAAUCUUUCUUGCCCGAUUGUGUUUUUCAAUACGUUUUUGAACACCGUAAACAAGAGAAUGCUAUUUCAAAAGAAGCUGAGUGAAAACAGUCGGGAAAGUUCGAAAGUAUUAGGGAAAGCAUAUUUAAAAUGCUUUUCUACAAAAACAGAUCCUCGUUCUUGAAUGUUUUUGUAUUUGAGCUCUUCAAUUUUAUGGAAGCAUUGCAGCCCAGACAAUAUGAGAUCAUAGUCCAAUAAUAUAAUAAACUUGUAAACAACAUACAAUUGCGAGUUUGUUCUCAAAUAUGAGAUAUUUGAAAUCUAAAUAUCGAACAAAGGUUUAAGGACCGGGAACUCUAAAUAUAUCCCCAAUUAUAAGAAAUAAGCUGAUAAUAUGGACUCUUAAGUUUCACUCGGAAUUAUAUGACACCAACAAAAUAAAGUUAUAAAAAAUCUGCUUUUUUAAUGCCUAUUUAUAUCUGUUGAUUAUCUGUAAAAUAUGCGCCCUCGAUGAUUUUCAAAUUUAGUAUUGCGCCCUUAAAGACAAACAGGUUGCCGACCUCUAUCCGAUCGUAUUUACCAGUAAGCUUUCGUAUUCGUACAUUGCACAAUAAAAGUGAACAAUUCAUCUGGAAAAAAGGCAUCUACGCAUCUUGUAAGAUAGUUCUUCAUCAGGAUUUGGACCUACAAUUCUGAAGAAUUCUGGCACUUUAUCAGGUCGAUUAUGGAUCGUCUAUCAUAUUCCAUGCAAGUGGAUCUUCAAGUGUUACUAAAGUUUGAUAAAAUUUCAUCGUCACUACUAGUACAAUUUUCACUUUCACUGUCAGAUGAAAUAUUCCUCACAUCUUAUACACCUCAUAUCAAAUUCGGUAUAAUAUGCAAGGAUUCUCAUUUAAAAAAGCAUAUUUAUGGCUUAUAACGAAGUAUAGUUUGCGAUAAUUUCAUAAUAUGGAUUUUAAAGACAUCUUUUGAUAUCAAUCAAUACUGAACACACUGUUUACACUACCACUACAAGGAUAACAAUGUUUACUGUUUACAUUAAACAACUAUUUACCUUCAGUCUCUGAAGACGAUAACUUGGUGAUCGAAACGCCCGUCCGACAGUGUAAUUAUGAGUGUCGGUAUAGUGUAAACAAGGUGUUCACUAUGAAAUAACCAACAGUUCCAGAAAUUCAAACUUAAAUUUAAUCUAUAACAAAAACAGAAUUUUUAGAAAUAGUUCAUGUACUUUUACAUAAAAA